AUGGAAAAGGAGGAGGAGGUAAAACAAUUUGAAAAAGAAUUACUUGAACGUGGACAGAUUAUUCUUAAUUUGGAAGAUGAGGUCACUGCCUUGAUGGAAGAAGAGAAGAGCCUGAAAAAUAAAACGGAAAAGGAAAUAAAUGACCUCAAAGACGAGUUGAUCAACCUCCAAUCCCUGAAUAUGGAAAAGGAGGAGGAGCUGAAAAAAUCUGAAAAAGAAGUAGUUGAACGUGGACAAAUAAUUCAGGGCUUGGAAAAUGAGAUUGUCUCUUUGAGGGAAGAAGAAAAGUGCCUGAAAACUAAAAUGGAAAAUGAAAUAAAUGACCUCAGAGAACAGUUGGUCAACCUCCAAUCUCUGAACAUGGAAAAGGGCAAGGAGAUUGGAAAGUUGAAUAAAGAGGUAAUUAAAACUGGAAAGGCAAUUGUGGGUCUGGAAAAUGAGAUAAUCGAGUUGAUUGAGGAUAAUCAGAAGAGGAAAACUAAGAUGGAAGAGGAAAUAACCGACCUCAAAGAAGAGUUGAUUAACCUGCACGAUAUGAAUUUGGAAAAAGACAAGGAGAUUGAAAAGUUCAAAUACGAAGCUAUUGAAAUUGGAGAGGCAAUUAAAGGUCUGGAAAAUGAAGUAAUUGAGUUGAUGGAAGAUAAUCAGAAGAGGGAAUCUACAAUGGAAAAGAAAAUAACCGACCUAAAAGAAUUGUUGAUUAACCUGCAGAAUAAUAAUUUGAAAAAGGAUGAGGAGAUUAAAAAGUUGAAAAAUGAAGAAAUUGAAUUGCGAGCAACAAUUGAAGGUCUGCAAAAUGAGGCCCUCAAGUUGCUGGAGGAAAAUCAGAAGAGGAAAACGGAUAUGAAAAAGAUAGUAAACAAUCUCAAUGUGUUGAUCACAAUGCACGAUAUCAAUAUGGAAAGUAACGAAGAAAUAAAACUUAGCAGUGCAACCUGAACCAAAUGAAAAAGAAGACGCAAGCAAGACGCACCCAGGAAGAACAGACAGCAAAUGGACGG
This is a messenger RNA of Macrobrachium nipponense, 1001 nucleotides long. RefSeq names its product repetitive organellar protein-like. The transcript has a single exon. The coding region runs from base 1 to 939 and encodes 312 amino acids. The record is from RefSeq and is a predicted model, not a curated record. NCBI's taxonomy places the organism in Eukaryota, Metazoa, Arthropoda, Malacostraca, Decapoda, Palaemonidae.